GCAAAGCUCAGAGCACUGAAGCUCUGACUUCACAUCUAUCCCCAAGGAUGGCUCCCCAGACCGGCUCCACGGAAAAAGAGGCAGGACCUGGUUCAGCUUAUCUCCAGCUCUUCACUUGGGAUGAGAUCAGGAUCCAGAAUGGUCGUGGCCAGGGUCAGGAGCAGUGGCUGGUGAUUGACAGGAAGGUUUACGAUGUCACCAAGUUCUCCAAACGCCACCCAGGAGGCAGCAGGGUUAUGAAGCACUAUGCUGGGCAGGAUGCCACGGAUGCUGUUGUAGCAUUUCACAAUGACAAGUCACUGGUGAAAAAAUACUUGAAAUCACUGCUGAUUGGGGAGUUGGCACCAGAUCAACCCAGCUUUGAGUCCAAUAAAAAAAAAUCCCUUUUGGAGGAUUUUCGUGAGCUGCGCUGCACUAUUGAGAAGAUGGGACUUCUGAGGCCAAAUUCCAUCUUUUUCUUCCUGAUUUUCCUUCACUUCCUGGUACUGGAUGCUGCAUCCUGGCUGGUGGUCUGGUACUUUGGAAUAUCCUUCGUGCCUUUUGUGGUUGGCAUGGCACUCUUCACCACUGCUCAGAUCCAGAUGGGCUGGUUCCAACAUGAUCUGGGGCACUGCUCUGUCUUAAGGAAGCCUAAAUGGAAUCGAAUUCUGCAGAUAGUUGUGAUAAAUGUUCUGAAGGGGUUGUCAGCCAGCUGGUGGAAUCACCUGCACAACCAGCACCAUGCCAAACCCAACUGCUUCCGUAAAGACCCCGACCUCAACAUGCACCCUCUGCUCUUCAGCCUGGGCAAGACCCUCUCAAAGGAGCUUGGAAAAAAGAAGAAGAAGUUCAUGCCUUACAAUUAUCAGCACAAGUAUUUCAUCUUUUUGGCCCCACUUGCACUUGUGCCCUUCUUCCAGCUGUCUAUAUUCUACUUUACAAUCAAGAGGAAGAAGUGGUUGGACCUGUUGCUGUUUGUGUCUUUCAACAUCCGAGUCUGCCUCAUGUAUAUUCCUUUAAUGGGAUUUAACAAUUUCAUGGUGUACUACUGGGUAUCCAGGUACCUAGAGAGCACCUGGUUUAUUUGGGUGUCACAGAUGAAUCACAUUCCAAUGGACAUUGAUUAUGAUAAGAACAAGGACUGGGUGUCUACUCAGCUCCAUGCAACUUGCAAUGUGAACCAAUCUUUUUUCAAUGACUGGUUCACUGGGCACUUGAACUUCCAAAUUGAGCACCACCUUUUCCCCACAAUGCCCAGACACAACUACUGGAAAGCAGCUCCUCUGGUGAAAGCUCUCUGUGUUAAGCAUGGUGUGGAGUAUAAAACCAAGACUUUACUGGAAGCCUUUGUAGAUAUCUUGAAUUCACUGAAGGAUUCUGGGGAGCACUGGCUUGAAGCAUAUCUGCAUGGAUAG
Molecule: messenger RNA, 1394 nt
Organism: Calypte anna (Anna's hummingbird)
Lineage: Eukaryota; Metazoa; Chordata; Aves; Apodiformes; Trochilidae
Product: acyl-CoA (8-3)-desaturase
Exons: 12
Coding region: 48-1394 (448 amino acids)
Biological process (GO): lipid metabolic process
Cellular component (GO): membrane
Molecular function (GO): oxidoreductase activity, acting on paired donors, with oxidation of a pair of donors resulting in the reduction of molecular oxygen to two molecules of water
Source: RefSeq, a predicted model, not a curated record